CUUUAUCACUUCUAUAAAUUUCAAAUUUUUAAACACCUGUAAAUCAAGCAAAUAUAAAGGAAAUUUCUAGAACACAAGAAAAUUCUACAAACAGAAAUUAUAGUUACUAUAUAAAAAUGGAUUGUUGUACAUUUUCUUUGGUGCUAGUCUUCUUUUUUUUUCUCAUUUACAUCCCUACUUCAACCUCGGUUCCUUUCGUCCUCCUCCACGGCGUAGGACAAACCUGUGCUGAUAAAAAAGUAUCAUACUUUACAAAUCAAUUAAGCAAUUGGUCAGCUACUCAAGGAUAUUGCUUAGAGAGCAGCUAUAGUAGGUUUAACUCUUGGUUCUUAACCUUGGAGAGCCAAGCUUCAAUUGUCUGCAGCAGGGUGAAGGAAAUGAAUGAGCUUAAGCAAGGUUUUCAUAUGAUCGGUCUUUCACAGGGUGCCAUAAUUGCGAGAGCUGUAUUAGAAUUCUGCGAUGGAGCACCACCUGUGAAGAACCUUAUCACAUUAGCUGGAGCUCAUGCAGGAACUGCUUCCACCCCUUUUUGUCGAUUUAAAGUGUUGUGCGCUUUAUCAGCAUACGUUCUCAAUUUUUUCAUCUACACCAACUUCGUCCAAGAUCAUUUGGCAGCGAGUGGUUAUAUUAGGAUUCCAAGUAAUGAACUUAAAUAUUUUAGCAAAUCGAAAUUCCUGCCAAAGCUUAACAAUGAAAUACCCGAUCAAAGAAACGAGACAUACAAGGAAAGGUUCACGGGUUUAGAGAACUUGGUGCUGAUUAUGUGCAAAGACGAUAAAGUUCUGAUCCCGCGGGAAACCUCAUGGUUCGGGCAUUUUUCUAAAACUAUUUUCAGCGAAGUGUUACGUCCACAACAGACAUCACUAUAUGUAGAAGAUUGGAUUGGUUUAAAAGCACUUGAUGAAGCAGGAAAGGUAAAGUAUAUUGGUGUACGAGGAGAUCACCUUGACAUAUCAGACAAUGAUAUGAAAGAACACAUUGUGCCCUACUUGAAGAUCAAAAAAUCCACGGAAUUGGUGCGUUACCAGGAAUCCAAGCACAUUUCGAAAGAGAUGUCAACAAAAGUGAUGGUGCCUUAUAGGGAACCUAUGCACAUUCCGAAGGAAAUGUCAACACAAGAGGUUUCUUAUCGAAAACCUAAGCGCAUUACGGGACCUAUGAACAAAGAGUUGAAAUUGGAUAGGGCCACAACGCCCCGUGUUGUGUAUAACUGGAGACCAACCAUGUUGACGGUAAGAAGGCAAUGUCUAAAAUAUGUUCAGGUGAUAAGACGCUAAGACACCAAUUAUAGAAAAUUCUUUCAUCAAGUAUUACCAAAUGGUACAAUCUAAAGUGGAGAAUAGUUUUGGUGGUUUUGAGAAACACAAUCUGAUCAUGUCUUAAAAGCCCUAACACUACAUAUUGAUAUUCUAUAGGCUAUAGCCAAUGGAAUUCGGAAUCCGUGAACCAUAAGGACAAUGCCCUACUAGGGCAAGGAGUCCAAGAAAAAUUGAUUAUCGGAUAAAGAGUCAAAGAAAAAUUGAUCAUCCUAUUAGUGGUGGGAAUCUAACAUUUAACACAAGAGAACAACUUACACAAGAAUAGAAAAAAAAUUUUAAAAAUAAAAUGUCAACGUAAGAUUCUCUAUUUAUAGCUCUAAAUUUAAGAGAAAACUAUUUAUAUAAAUGUUCCAUUUGAGAUCUAA
Amaranthus tricolor (Joseph's coat) is the source of this 1684-nucleotide messenger RNA. RefSeq lists its product as uncharacterized. The transcript has 11 exons. Gene Ontology annotation, cellular component: intracellular membrane-bounded organelle. The record is from RefSeq and is a predicted model, not a curated record. NCBI's taxonomy places the organism in Eukaryota, Viridiplantae, Streptophyta, Magnoliopsida, Caryophyllales, Amaranthaceae. Gene Ontology annotation, molecular function: thiolester hydrolase activity. The coding region runs from base 117 to 1277 and encodes 386 amino acids.